Molecule: messenger RNA, 2065 nt
Organism: Drosophila grimshawi
Lineage: Eukaryota; Metazoa; Arthropoda; Insecta; Diptera; Drosophilidae
Product: probable basic-leucine zipper transcription factor R
Exons: 6
Coding region: 1-1503 (500 amino acids)
Source: RefSeq, a predicted model, not a curated record
AUGGUUUGCUUUGGCUUGGUUAAUGGCCUGCCUUUUACGAUGCUGGGCGUGGUCGGGGGGCGGUUAAGACCAUCAUCACUGCGCAAAUCGUCCUUCUCCAGCAACAGCAGCAUCAACAACGCUUGUCCCCCGCCGCCGCCCACGCCGCAUCAAAUCCAAUCGACAGCCGGCAGCAGUAGCAGCACCAGCAGCCAGCUUCAGAAACAUCAUCAACAGCAUUCGCAUCCGCAUCCGCAUCCGCAUCAACAGCAUCAACAGCAUCAGCACAGGCGUAGCAGCAACUCAAGCCACAUAGGCAACAGCAGCUUGGCAACCAAGCCUGCUAUUAAUUUGCUUGGCAAUCAGCUGCAGGUCAACUAUUUUGAGUUCCCGCCCACCACUCGCAGUGUUAGCUCGCUGUUGGCCAGUCGGUAUACCGGCAACGCCACCACCAACGCCACCGCCACCGCCUCCACACCGUCGCUUAAUUGCACUCCGUGCAGUGGCGGUAACUGCAAUAGUCCCACAGCCACAGCAGCAGCAAAUUCAAGUUACAGUUCUGCGGUUGCGAAAGCGGCCGCUUCGACAGCUUGUGCACUUCUUGCCACGUGCCACGUGGCCAGCAACACACAUAACACAACCUCAACCUCACACCGCUACCCACAGCAACAGCAAAAGGAACAGGAACAGGAACAGGCACAUCAUCAAACUUCAGACAGAGACAGAGAUAGAGACAGAGAUAGAGAGAGAGACAGCAUGGGUAGACGUGAGAUUAAACGUUCAAAUACGAGUGGCUCCACUUCACGUUCCUAUGACAGCGGCAGUGCAACCACAAAUUUUGUUGGCAAAUUCACGCAAAGCGUGCGCCGCAUCGUUCAAGAUGUUAAAGACGAGGGUGCCCCAAGUGGCAUGACACGCGAUGAGGUCAUCGAAACCAACGAACGCCUGCGCUCGCUACGCCUGCGCCUCGAGGAAUCAUACGACACAGUGAAGAAGGCACUGAUCAACCUCAUGAACAAGUACGGCGACUCGAAGAGCCAUCGCAACAUCUUUCAGCGCUAUCCCAUGCUCAAGCUAAUGAUAAAGGAAGUGAUACGGCUGGAGACCCAGUACUGGACGUUAGUGGAUAUACCAAGGCAGGAGAAGCAGGAAACCGUACCCUCGUACGUAAUGCGAGCCUGUUCAAUUAUGGAAAAGACUCAAAAGUCUGGCGAGGGUGUGAAAACCUCGGCUCGACUUGCCGAGGAGGCUGCGGAGCGCAGGGAGCGCAUGGAGCGGUUGGAACACAUGACAACGGCGCAAAUAGAGCUGGAGAACACACAGCUGAUUAAUGACUUGUAUCGUUUGCUGAAAAAAUAUCUGGGCUUGCGGCAUUUGAUACGCGUGCUAAAGGAAGAGUACGGCAGCUCAAAGAUGUAUCCGAUAUUUCCACGUUACACAAUGCUCAAGGACAUGAUAAAGGGCAUUAUGCACGACCCAGACUAUAUGGAGGUGUGUCACGAAACGCUGGCCAACUCUAACUGAGCCGAGGCCUCCGGAAAUGGCAGGCGUCGCAUGAGUGUCAUUUGAGAGGGACACACAUAGACAGGACUGCAUACACAAGCCCAACGCAGGAUGGGAGUGUUGUGCGUGUGUUUGUGUGUUCGAAAUUCACAUGCGUCUUCUCUGUCAUUCCGUAAAUGUUUAACAUUUUUUGAAAGACUUCUUCCGAUGUUCUGGAGAAUGGGCGAUGUUAACUUUUUGAAUAGUUAGACACAAAUCUUUAGGUAAUUUUAGCCAUAAUAGUUGGCAGAACAACUAACUAACUAACUAACUAACUAACAUACAAACUAACAACUACACGCAAUACCCCACCAUAGAAGUAAACUACUGACAACUACAAACUACCGCAAUACUAUUUACGACAUCAGAUUAAAUACUACUUGGGUACAGAUACACUUUGGUACUUAGCACUAAGAAUACCAACAAGCAAAAGAAACGCAUUUAUUUUAAUGACUUUUUGAGAUGAAUAUAAAAAGAAAACAGAAAACAGAAAAUAACUAAAAAUGCGAAUAAUGAUAUCUGAUAAAGCGGAUACUUCAUAUAA